Molecule: messenger RNA, 1025 nt
Organism: Paramecium sonneborni
Lineage: Eukaryota; Ciliophora; Oligohymenophorea; Peniculida; Parameciidae
Source: the annotation of a GenBank genome assembly
AUGAAUACAAUUGAAAAGGAAUACAAAACAAUAAAUGGAUUUACUAGGCCUAAACAUCCCUUUUAGCUUUUCACUAUUGUAUUUUUUAUUCAACUAUUGUGUUGUGUAUCUAUAGCUAUUCUCCCAAUUACUAGUUGGUUAGUUUAAGUAAAAUUUGACAAUAAAUAGAUUAUUUUAGCAUCUUUAUUUUACUUUUUCUCAAUCAUGAUAUUUUACUAUGCCUUUAUAACCUCACUUAUAGAUCCAACUGAUGAUUUGAUAAUAUAAUCAAAGAGAGGAUAGAAUAUGUAAACCUGAUUUAAAUUUAUUAUAGUGAGAUGGAAUAAGAACUUUAUGAUUUCUAUUGUUCUUUUUGUGAUAGCUAUGUGAGUAGCACUACUAAACAUUGUAGAGUUUGUGAAAGGUAAACUCCGAUAUUUAUAUGAGAUGUGUAUCUGAUUUUGAUCAUCAUUGCAAAUGGUUGAAUAAUUGCGUUGGAAAAAAGAAUUAUCCAUAAUUCUUUAAAUUACUCAUAUUUGUAUCAUUAUUUGGAGUUACCUUUAUUAUUUUUGCCUUAUUUUCUAUUGCUUUUUAAACUCCAAGUAUGAUUAUAUGGAUAUGGAUCAAUGUUGGAUUGGUCGCCAUAUUAUUUUUACUAAAUUUUAAUUUAAUGUCAUUUCAUUUCUGGUUAAAAUAUUAGGGAGUAACAACCUAUGCUUUUAUCAUAUAAAAUAGAUAAAAGAAAUCUUAAGAAGUUGCAAUAGAAACUCCUCAAAAAUUUUGGUAUUCAAAUAUACCUUAAUAUUUUACAUAGUUGUAGCACGAAAAAGAACUAAAUGGCUUAAGUGGUCCCUAAAUAAGAUGUUACUUAAGGAGAAGAAUAAUUAUAUAAAAAUGAGAUUAUAUAAAAUGAACCUUAAACUGAUAUUAAAUAAUAAAAUGUGGAAAUCGAAGGUGAUGGUGAAUCAGUUCAUGAUAAUGGUACAAAAAGAAAGAAUAGUUUCCAUACAGUCAAUUCUUAAGUUAAUAAUCAGAUAUAAGAAUGA